Messenger RNA from Fragaria vesca subsp. vesca, 1002 nucleotides. RefSeq lists its product as uncharacterized. The coding region runs from base 1 to 1002 and encodes 333 amino acids. The record is from RefSeq and is a predicted model, not a curated record. Gene Ontology annotation, cellular component: P-body. Gene Ontology annotation, biological process: deadenylation-independent decapping of nuclear-transcribed mRNA. Lineage: Eukaryota; Viridiplantae; Streptophyta; Magnoliopsida; Rosales; Rosaceae. The transcript is spliced from 5 exons.
AUGGCGGCCGAAAAAGCGGCUAAAAAUAAGAACCAAAAAAAGAAGCAGAGACAGAAGUUGAAAAAAGCUGAACAAGCUUCGAAAGAUAUUACCACGGAAUCAAUACCACCUGUUGCAUUGGCCCCGGAGAUUAAUGACACCCAUAGUGGUGACCAACAAGUUAAUGAGUACGCGGCGGUUGACAGGCAGAUGAAUACUGCAAGUUUAACCUUGUCUGAUAUGCCUGCUGCAGUUGAUGAUAAUUCAAGGAAUGAUGAGCAGAAAAUUGUACUAGAUGAUGUAUCUAGUGUGCUCAGUCCUCCUAGCAUGUGCAAACAUCAAACCCAUCUAAAACCACCAAAUGAAGCAGGUGGAAGUUCAAGUCCCCCCUCUGGAGAAGCUGCAGUUCCUCAAAUCAUGCUUGAUAUGAUGGAUCAGCUAAUAGAUAUGCAAAGAGAAUUGCAAAAGCAGAUGACAAUUAUGGAGAUGGCUGUAGAGCAAAAGUUAAAUAAUUUUCAAGAAGAAUUGAAAGAGGAGAUGACGAAGGCUGUAGAGGCCGAGAUUGAUGCUCUGUGCGAUCAACUUGGAGAAGAGAUUUCUAAACAACUAACUGGUUUGAUCAAUUACUUUGUAAGCAAGGACUUUCAAGUCAUUAUAGAGGAAAUGGUGAAAAAAGAAUCAGCUGAUGUUGGACAAGCUGUUGUUCGUCUAUUCACUCCGGCUAUAGAGAAAUGUCAGGCAACAAUAGAUUUGGCUAUAUCUGAUUACUUUCAGAAAGGAGAUGGCUAUGAAGCAUUUAAUCAAUUGGAGAAAUCGGUCAACUCAAAACUUGAAGCUACUGUUCGCUAUGGUGUACAGUUCCAUCUGCAAGUAUUUACGUGUGACAUUGCGCGCAUUGUGUUGUAUUUACAGGAUGCUAGUAGCUCCGCAUCACCAGCAACUCAAACCCUAAGCGGAGAACUGGCUGAUGGCCACCACAAGUUAGUGGCUCUCGCAGCUGGAAGGGGAACUCAAGUGCAGUAG